Molecule: messenger RNA, 3517 nt
Organism: Anopheles merus
Lineage: Eukaryota; Metazoa; Arthropoda; Insecta; Diptera; Culicidae
Gene: beta'COP
Product: coatomer subunit beta'
Exons: 17
Coding region: 161-3121 (986 amino acids)
Biological process (GO): intracellular protein transport; intra-Golgi vesicle-mediated transport; retrograde vesicle-mediated transport, Golgi to endoplasmic reticulum
Cellular component (GO): COPI vesicle coat
Molecular function (GO): structural molecule activity; protein binding
Source: RefSeq, a predicted model, not a curated record
UGGUUCAAAGGAUCGGCCUGCCGUUGUACGAGGUGAUACAAUCAAUGUACAGGAUAUUGCAUGCAUUACACACCGGAUCGACAAGAAUAGUGUAGCUUUGAGUCGAGCAUACAGUGCAAACUAUCUCAUUUGCUGCAGUUUCAUUCUACAACUUUUCACCAUGGGACACAUGAAAAAUAAACGCCGCAAUCAGGCAAAAGAGGCCGCUUUGCAAAGGGAGGAACGAUUGCGCCGAUUGGAAGAAAUGGAUCUGGAAAAUAUGCCACUAAGGUUGGACAUCAAAAGAAGGCUUACGUCGCGGUCGGACCGAGUAAAGUCGGUAGAUCUGCACCCGACGGAGCCAUGGAUGCUGUGCGCCCUGUACAAUGGCCACGUACACGUGAUGAACUACGAGAACCAGCAGCUGGUAAAAGAUUUCGAGGUCUGUGAUCUACCGGUUCGCUGUGCUCGCUUUGUGGCGCGCAAGAACUGGAUCCUCACCGGCUCUGACGACAUGCAGGUGCGCGUUUUCAACUACAACACCCUCGAAAAGGUGCAUUCGUUCGAGGCGCACACCGAUUACGUACGCUGCAUCGCGGUGCAUCCAACACAGCCGCUCAUUCUUACGUGUAGUGACGACAUGUUGGUGAAGCUGUGGAACUGGGAAAAGAUGUGGGCAGUACAGCGCGUCUUCGAGGGACACACGCACUACGUCAUGCAGGUCGUGUUCAACCCGAAAGACAACAAUACAUUCGCAAGCGCAUCGCUUGACCGUACGGUCAAAGUGUGGCAGCUGGGCUCGAACGUUCCCAACUUUACGCUCGAGGGCCACGAGAAGGGAGUAAACUGUGUGGAUUACUAUCAUGGAGGUGAUAAACCGUACCUCAUUUCCGGUGCCGACGAUCGGUUGGUCAAAAUCUGGGACUAUCAGAAUAAAACGUGUGUCCAAACGCUGGAAGGGCAUGCACAAAACGUGUCAGCGGUCUACUUUCAUCCGGAGCUCCCGAUUCUGCUAACGGGCUCGGAGGAUGGUACCAUUCGCAUUUGGCACUCGGGCACUUACAGACUGGAGACGUCGCUAAAUUAUGGAUUUGAGCGUGUCUGGACAAUUGCCUGCAUGCGAGGCACCAACAACGUGGCGUUAGGCUACGACGAGGGGUCCAUCAUCAUCAAGGUUGGUCGCGAGGAACCGGCGAUGUCGAUGGAUGUGAAUGGAGGAAAAAUUGUAUGGGCUAGGCACUCCGAAAUGCAGCAAGUUAACCUGAAAGCGCUCCCUGAAGGAACGGAAAUCAAGGACGGUGAACGCUUGCCGGUAGCGGUUAAAGAUAUGGGUGCAUGUGAAAUCUAUCCACAAACAAUCGCCCACAAUCCCAAUGGAAGGUUUGUGGUGGUGUGCGGCGACGGAGAAUACAUAAUCUACACGUCCAUGGCCCUCCGCAAUAAAGCGUUCGGUUCCGCUCAAGAAUUUGUGUGGGCCUCGGAAAACAGCGAGUAUGCCGUACGCGAAUCGAGCGGCACAGUGAAGCUGUUCCGUAAUUUUAAGGAACGGAAAAGCUUUACCCCCGACUACGGUGCAGAAGAAGGUAUCUUCGGUGGACAAUUGCUGGGAGUUAAAACAUCAUCUGGCUUAACAUUCUACGAUUGGGAAAAUUUGGAACUGAUCAGACGAAUCGAGGUUCAGCCAAGACACGUAUUUUGGAACGAAGCGGGCACACUGGUAUGUCUUGCCACCGAGGACUCUUACUUCAUACUGAAGGUUGACAUCGGCAUGAUUCAAAAUGCGUUGGCCACCAAGCAACAGUUGGGUGAAGAUGGCAUCGAGGAAGCCUUCGAUGUUCUUGGCGAAGUAAACGAGCUGGUGCGUACAGGACUUUGGGUUGGCGAUUGUUUCAUCUACACAAAUUCUGUGAACCGCAUCAACUACUAUGUUGGCGGAGAAAUUGUUACCGUUUCCCAUCUCGAUCGAACGAUGUAUCUGCUUGGAUACGUGCCGAAGGAUAACAGGUUGUAUCUCGGUGAUAAGGAGUUGAAUGUGACCAGCUUUGCACUGUUACUGUCGGUGUUAGAAUACCAGACAGCUGUUAUGCGGCGUGACUUCGAAACGGCGGAUCGUGUGUUGCCCACCAUCCCGAAGGAGCAUCGCACACGUGUGGCCCAUUUCCUGGAAAUGCAAGGAUUCCGCCAGCAAGCUUUACAGGUCUCGAUUGAUCCAGAGCAUCGUUUUGAGCUGGCGCUGAAAAUAGGCGAUCUCGAUACGGCGCUCAUGCUUGCUCGCGAAUCUGACAGUCCCCAAAAAUGGAGCCAGCUCGCCGGCAUCGCCACCAGCAAGAACAAGUUCGAUCUCGUCAAGGAAUGUCUGACGAAUGCAAACGAUUACGGUGGGCUCCUGCUGCUAGCAACUAGUACGGGCGAUGCGGAUAUGCUGCGGAAUCUUGGCGAGAACGGUGUCACGCAGGGCAAAUUCAACAUCUCUUUCUUGUCCAUGUUUCUGCUGGGUGAUUUAGAAAAAUGUUUGGAAAUUCUGAUCCAAACAAACCGGAUACCGGAAGCAGCAUUCUUCGCCCGGACGUACUUGCCAAGCAAAAUUUCGCACGUGCUUGAUAUUUGGCGUACGGAGCUGGCUAAAAUCAAUGAAAAGGCCGGUCAAAGCUUAGCGGAUCCACAGCAAUAUGAAAAUCUGUUUCCGGGCUUCUACGAUUCAGUAAAGACGCAGCAAUUUCUCCUACCAGAGCGAAGCACACUGCUGCCCGCGAACGUCGCUACCAAAGUACCACUCAACAUUGAUCGCACGCCUAUUGAGGAAAUGAAAAUGGCAGAAAAUGAAGGAAAGUUUGACUACAAUCCAAGCGCAUCGAGCGAAGCCACCGCGACACUACCGAACGGAAACGAUGUUGCUGCUGCCUCGGUUUCAAAGCACGUUGAUCCAUCCGUAGUAAACACCAAUUCCACACAACUUGCACCCUCCAACGUACCGCCCACGAUAACUACGCCCAUGGCCAAUGUGGGCGGUGUGUCAGCAGCGCAAGUAAAACGGAAAAGUUCACUGGAAGACUUUGAGUCUGAAAUAGAAGCGCUGAAUCUGGACGAUAAUAUCGAUACUUCGGAUGUAAAUAUAGAUGACGUCGAGCUAAGCGAUGAUUGAGCCUGCAACGAGAACCUCCGCCAAUCUCAAUAGUUUUUGGGCGGACACCGACAGACCGAAAGAUAGGGCGAGAAAGAAGGGAGACGUUUAGCAAAAGUAUUGUUUUUUAUUUACCUUCUCGCGCAUAUAUCGCAAACCGAACACAUCAGGAUGCACUUCCUAGAACGGUUUAUCGUUAAAGGAUAAAGGUACUGGACCGUUUGAACACCACUACCGCACAGCACCCUUUAUUCCUUCGUUAUCCUGUAACGUUAGUUGAUUCGUUCAAACAAUUAUAUAUUCCAUAUUCCUGCUUCGGUACUUUUUUAUGUUCAUGUGAAUUGAUUGCAUCUGGACGGAAUCAAGCAUUCAAAUAAAAUAAAAUAAAUUAAUUUGGGAUAUAUAUUCACCGAAAAA